AGUUCCCGGCGUGGCUCAGGGCGCUAAGAUGGCGGCGGCGUGAGUUGCAUGUUCCUGUGUGUCUACUGUCCCGGGGCCGCCGCGUCGGACGGAGUGAGGGACGGACCGGACGGACGGAAGCUGCAGCCGCCGCCGCCCGCCCGGCCCCAGCCAUGGCCGUCACCGUCACCUUGAAGACGCUGCAGCAACAAACGUUUAAGAUCCGCAUGGAGCCGGGGGAGACGGUGAAGGUGCUCAAGGAGAAGAUUGAGGCAGAGAAGGGCCGGGAUGCCUUCCCUGUGUCUGGACAGAAGCUUAUCUAUGCAGGAAAGAUCCUCAGUGACGAUGUCCCAAUCCGAGACUAUAAGAUUGAUGAGAAAAACUUUGUGGUCGUCAUGGUGACCAAGGCCAAAGCUGGGCUUGCCACUUCGGCGCCUUCGGAGCCCUCUGCCCCUGCUGCUGCCAACACCCUGGAGCCCUCCACACCCACCCCACCAGCUCCUGCCAUUGUUGCCAUGCCUCUACCCCCGCCAGCCCCCAGUGAGGAGCAGAAGCCCGCAGAGGAGCCAGCUGCUGGGACGCCUCCCGAGGCUGGGCCUGGCUCUCUUCCCUCUUCAGGGAGCAGCGGGCAGGAGGAUGACGCAGCCUCUACACUAGUGACAGGUUCCGAGUAUGAGACGAUGCUGACAGAAAUCAUGUCCAUGGGCUAUGAGCGGGAGCGGGUGGUGGCUGCCCUGAGGGCCAGUUACAACAACCCCCAUCGGGCUGUGGAGUACUUGCUGACGGGGAUCCCAGGGAGUCCAGAGCCUGAGAGUGGCCCUGUGCAGGAGAGCCAAGCCCCUGAGCAGCCCGCCCCAGAAGGAGGCGAGAACCCCCUGGAAUUCCUCCGUGACCAGCCUCAGUUCCAGAACAUGCGACAAGUGAUUCAGCAGAACCCAGCCUUGUUGCCAGCCCUGCUGCAGCAGCUAGGCCAGGAGAACCCCCAGUUACUACAGCAAAUCAGCAGGCACCAGGAACAGUUCAUCCAGAUGUUGAAUGAGCCCACGGGGGAGCUGGCAGACAUGUCGGAUGUAGAGGGGGAGGUUGGUGCCAUUGGUGAGGAAUCCCCUCAGAUGAACUACAUCCAGGUCACGCCACAGGAAAAAGAAGCCAUAGAGAGGUUGAAGGCCCUGGGGUUUCCCGAGAGCUUGGUAAUCCAGGCCUACUUCGCUUGUGAGAAGAAUGAGAACCUGGCAGCGAAUUUUCUCCUGAGUCAGAACUUUGAUGACGAGUGAUGCAGGGAGAGAGGGAGGGAAACUGAGCUCACCCCUACCCUUACCCCCCACUGCCGGCAAAAAAGUUUUAUAGAAGAAAACAAAUAUAUAUAUCUAUAUAUA
Messenger RNA from Antechinus flavipes (yellow-footed antechinus), 1355 nucleotides. It is a transcript of the gene RAD23A, whose product is annotated as RAD23 homolog A, nucleotide excision repair protein. The transcript has 9 exons. Gene Ontology annotation, cellular component: nucleoplasm; cytosol. The record is from RefSeq and is a predicted model, not a curated record. Lineage: Eukaryota; Metazoa; Chordata; Mammalia; Dasyuromorphia; Dasyuridae. Gene Ontology annotation, biological process: nucleotide-excision repair; proteasome-mediated ubiquitin-dependent protein catabolic process. Gene Ontology annotation, molecular function: proteasome binding; damaged DNA binding; ubiquitin binding. The coding region runs from base 153 to 1253 and encodes 366 amino acids.